Molecule: messenger RNA, 792 nt
Organism: Linnemannia hyalina
Lineage: Eukaryota; Fungi; Mortierellomycota; Mortierellomycetes; Mortierellales; Mortierellaceae
Source: the annotation of a GenBank genome assembly
AUGAACUCACUCCCCAGCAGCAACAAAAAGCCCAACCGCCACUCCCUCCCAAAGGCAAGCAACAUUUGGCAACAGCACCAACAACAAAUGCAACAACAAAUGCAACAGCAGCAGCAGCAGCAACAGCAGCAGCAGCUUCUGAACUACCAAAAGCAACAACAGCAAGGAAUGCUCGCUUCGCCCCCUCCCUCCCCACUCUCUCUCGAUACCCGUCGCGCAGGUCUCCCUCGUUUGAGCCUCGACACCUCUCAGGAAUGCCUUUUACAGAAAUCGCCCACCAUCAUCCAGCAUGGCGAUCAGAGCUAUCUCAAGCUAUUCUCACCCACGCUUGUCGACUCUCCUGUUAGUUACUUGGAUGAGAAGCAACAGAUUGCAGAUAAUAAGAUGUGGGAGAAUGGACCUGAUGAGGCCUUCCAGAAGCAAUUGGACAUGGAGCGACGCGACGCACUCAAAGCCCGAUCAAGGCAGCAACUCCGUGGAUUCCUGCUGGGUCUCUGGCUCGGCUUCCUCAUGGGCCUCUUGGUCCUCCAACAAACCUCCGCCAAGGUCUUCAUCCCAGCCCAUCUCGCCAGACACGAUACCUCGCCAUUGAUGCUGUUCACGGUCCUAUUGUCUUGUGUGGCCGUAUAUCGGUCAGGUACACGCUGCAUCAUGACGGCGAUUGCGACCUGCGUGGCCGUCUUGACCUGCUUUGCGACGUUGAUUGCUAACCAGACCCGGUACGCGCCCCAGUUCAUUGUCUACAGAUCUGCUGGUGGUGGAGAUGCGACUUUGUCCGCUUCUUCGUCUUAA